This is a messenger RNA of Egretta garzetta (little egret), 1008 nucleotides long. It is a transcript of the gene HSD17B3, whose product is annotated as hydroxysteroid 17-beta dehydrogenase 3. Gene Ontology annotation, molecular function: oxidoreductase activity. The coding region runs from base 46 to 1008 and encodes 320 amino acids. Lineage: Eukaryota; Metazoa; Chordata; Aves; Pelecaniformes; Ardeidae. Gene Ontology annotation, cellular component: endoplasmic reticulum. The record is from RefSeq and is a predicted model, not a curated record. The transcript has 11 exons.
UAGCAGCGUGCUGGAAAGAGGCAUUUCCCAGGGAGAGAGUGACCGAUGCAUGCUAGCUCGCUGCCUGUGCUCACCAUGGAAGCGUUCCAGUGCCAGCUGCUCACUCUUACUGGGGGUCUGAUCUGUUUCAGUACUCUGCUAAAAUGCGUCAGAUUUAUGAAAUACAUUUUCCCACGUAUCUGGAGUGCUUUGCCUCAGACUUUCUUUCAAUCGCUGGGACAAUGGGCAGUGGUCACAGGAGCAGGAGAUGGGCUUGGAAAAGCAUAUUCCUUUGAGCUGGCAAAACGUGGAUUAAAUAUAGUUAUGAUAAGCAGAACUCUUGAAAAACUGCAGAGAGUAGCCUCUGAAGUUGAGCAGGCCACAGGUCAAAAGGUGAAGGUCAUACAAGCUGAUUUCACCAAAAAUUCAGUAUACGAGGACAUUGAAAAAAGACUGCAAGGCUUGGAUAUUGGUGUUCUGGUUAACAAUGUUGGAAUGCUUCAUAAUCCUCUUCCGUGCCGUUUCCUUAAUGGACCAGACAUAGAUGAGAACCUCAUCAACUGCAACAUUGUUUCUGCUACCAAGAUGACAAAAAUAGUUUUGAAACAAAUGGAGCCAAGACAAAAAGGUCUUAUUCUGAAUCUGUCCUCUGGUCUGGGUACUUUCCCUUGUCCAUUAUACACAAUGUACUCAGCUUCUAAGGCUUUUAUAAGCACUUUCUCCAAAGCACUACAAGCAGAGUAUAAGGCAAAGGGAAUUAUCAUACAGGUAGUGGCUCCUUAUGGUGUUUCUACUCCAAUGACAAUGUUCCAAAAACCUGGUCUUAUUACAAAGACAGCAGAAGAGUUUGUUAGUGAAUCACUGGAUUAUGUCACCUUUGGAGAUGAGAUUUUUGGAUGUUUAGCCCAUGAAAUGCUGGCAUGUGUCCUGCAGUUCAUUCCUUUAUGGGUAUUCCACAGCAACAUACUUCAAGAAGCAGUCCUGCAUGCGUUUACCAGUUAUCUGAAAAAGAGAUGGAGGAAUACCUAA